Molecule: messenger RNA, 1841 nt
Organism: Coccinella septempunctata (seven-spotted ladybird)
Lineage: Eukaryota; Metazoa; Arthropoda; Insecta; Coleoptera; Coccinellidae
Exons: 2
Coding region: 198-1421 (407 amino acids)
Source: RefSeq, a predicted model, not a curated record
ACAAUUUAAACCACAUUAUCAUUCCAAUAGAGCGGUCUGCCUCUUGUUUCAUCCUCCGAAGGCCGAACUUGAUCAAGAAUGAUCUAGCAGCGGUCUCGUUCUAUACAAUACCCGCAUAUUGAUCCACUGCAAUUCAUCAAAAUUAUACUCCUAUCAGUUUUUCGCGAUCCAUUCUAACGCGAGUACACAGUGCAGCCAUGAUUUCGGACGAAAUUCUGGGAGAUAUCUCCGCGGCAGUGAAAGAAAUCAUGAAAACUGAAGGCUUCGAAGAUUAUAAAUUCGAGAUUGAGGGUAUGUCAGAAUCCGGCGACAAUUACAUGGGUGAAGUUAUUUUUUUACGCGUGGAACCGUUGGGAGACGAUGGAAAAUCCUACCAUCUGGUCCUGAAGACCGCCAAGAGAUCGAAGGACUUGAGAGGAGCCCUCCCGAUCGAAAUUUUCUACAACAGAGAACUGUACAUGUAUUCCGACGUCUUCCCGGCCUACAGGACCUUCAUCAAGGAGGUGAGACCGGAUUUCGGGUUCGAUUUCCUUCCGAGAGUCCUCUAUUUCAACCGGGAAUACCUAAAAGAGACGAUCGUCAUGGAGAACUUGAAGAACGAGGGUUUCAAACUGUGGGACAGGAAGAAACCCUGGAACCUCCAACAUUCGCUGUUCGCCAUGAGACACUACGGUAAACUGCACGCUUUAUCCAUGGCGUUGGAGGACCAGAGGCCUGGAAUCUUCGGCGAGUUGAGGAAGAACCUGGGUAACAUAUCGGACGUUUUCGAUAAAAGGGUGGAUUUCAAGAAGUUCUACGAGGAGCCUGUCGAGCACAUCAUGGGGUUGCUGAGGAAGAACGGCAGGGAGGAUCUGGUGGUCAAAUAUGACGGUUUGGUCGAGGAGGCUCUGGAUCAUAUAUUCAACGGAAAGACCGAGGAUGAGGACAGGAUCGCCAUCUGCCACAUGGAUAGUUGGAACAACAACUUCAUGUUUAAGUACGAGAACGAUGACGAAUCCGAGCCAUCAGAAGUGCGUCUCCUGGAUUUCCAACUGUCCGUCAUGGAUUCACCCGCCAAAGAUUUGAGCUACAACAUUUACGCGACUUGCGACAAUUCGUGCCUGGAUCACUUCGACGACCUCCUCCAAACCUACCACCGAUCUCUGGUAGAGUCCCUGAGGAGUUUGGGUAGCGAUCCCUCGAAUUUUUUCAGUUUGGAGGACCUACGCAGGCACUGGAGGAAAUACGGCCUGUACGGACUGUUUCUCUCGAUAACGCUGAUAAAGAUCGAGUUGUUGGAGAAGACGGACGCGCCCAAGAUCGAGGAAAUGGCCAAACACGAGAAUAUGCUAGACGGUUUUAACGUGAAGGUGUCCGAUCAGGAAGAGUACGAUAGGAGGAUUUUAGACGUCUAUAUUCACUUCGGGGAUAAUUUUCUUUGAGUGUGAAAGGGAGGAAUUUUAGUCUGUUGAAUGUGGAAAACCGUAAGCCUCUGAGUUGCUCAAUUAUUGUCCUGAAGAAUUUGUGUGCAUUAUCGUAUAGAUAGUUAUAGCGAAGGUGUGGAAUUAUUGAUAUUUUCCACCUGUAUUCUGAUGGAUAACUAUAACACUGUAAGUAACUGUUUCUUCACUUCGAGUGUCAGUUUUACCGCAUUAUUUAUCGGAUGUAGGAACUUAGUUGUGAACGCUAUAAUGUUUUCAUGAAACAGGACAAUUUACAGCAGACUUACCCAUGAAAAUUAUCCGAAUUUCAACUAUAACUUGGAGAGGAUUAUGAAAACUUGGGAGAGAAGCAUGAGACAAUGUAAAAUUACUAUUAUUAUACUAUUUUUAUGAUUAAAUAUAUUUCAAAGCAAAAAAUGA